AUUUGAUUGGUGAUUGCUAGGGGACAGCCGCUACAUCUUCAAUUUAGUGGAAAAAAACAAACCGUUUUUAGCGUAACUUCUGGCGUUGCACAGCUGCAGCUGGACGUAUUUUGAUAUUUUAUGGCAGCUAAAGCAGCGGAGACAACGCCUGCUGUGUGCUAGGAUAGAUAAUGUAGUUAAGUAUUUCGUUCAUCAGGUGUGACAGACGAAGCAGAGUCUCUGGGAAGACCACCGGCUGUGACUUCUUUGAUUCGUCCCUGAGAUCAAGAACCUCAAACUGGCCGCCGAAAUGGACGAACAAAGUGUUGAGAGCAUUGCCGAGGUGUUUCGCUGCUUCAUCUGCAUGGAGAAACUGAGGGACGCUCGUCUCUGCCCACACUGCUCCAAACUCUGCUGCUUCAGCUGCAUAAGACGGUGGCUGACGGAGCAGAGAGCCCAGUGUCCACACUGUCGGGCUCCGCUCCAGUUGAGGGAGCUGGUCAACUGUCGCUGGGCAGAAGAGGUCACCCAGCAGCUGGACACCCUGCAGCUCUGCAACCUCACCAAGCAUGAGGACAACGACAAGGACAGAUGUGAGAACCACCACGAGAAGCUGAGUGUUUUCUGUUGGACCUGUAAGAAAUGCAUCUGUCACCAGUGUGCUCUGUGGGGAGGCAUGCACGGCGGACACACCUUCAAGCCUCUGGUGGAGAUCUACGAGCAGCACGUGACCAAGGUGAAGGAGGAGGUCGCCAAGCUCCGCCGCCGCCUCAUGGAGCUCAUCAGUCUGGUGCAGGAAGUGGAGAGGAACGUGGAGGCUGUCAGGGGAGCCAAAGAUGAGAGGGUCAGAGAGAUCCGAAACGCUGUGGAGAUGAUGAUCGCUCGUCUGGACAACCAGCUCAAGAAUAAACUCAUCACCCUCAUGGGCCAGAAGACGUCUUUGACCCAGGAGACGGAGCUGCUGGAGUCUCUCCUGCAGGAGGUGGAGCAUCAGCUUCACUCGUGCAGUAAGAGUGAACUGAUCUCCAAGAGCCCAGAGAUCCUGCUCAUGUUCCAGCAGGUCCAUCGGAAACCCAUGCAGUCCUUCGUCACCACGCCGGUCCCUCCAGACUUCACCAGUGAGCUGGUUCCUGCUUAUGACUCCAGCACUUUUGUUCUGGUCAACUUCAGCACCCUGAGGCAGCGGGCUGACCCAGUCUACAGCCCUCCUCUACAGAUAUCUGGGCUCUGCUGGAGACUCAAAGUCUACCCAGAUGGUAACGGUGUGGUCCGUGGAAACUACCUGUCUGUGUUCUUGGAACUGUCUGCUGGACUCCCUGAAACCUCAAAGUACGAGUACCGUGUGGAGAUGGUCCAUCAGGCCUCCAGUGACCCAACCAAGAACAUCAUUCGGGAGUUUGCCUCUGACUUCGAGGUUGGUGAAUGCUGGGGCUACAACCGCUUCUUCAGACUGGACCUUCUGGCCAGCGAGGGCUACCUGAACAUGCAGACGGACACACUGGUCCUCCGCUACCAGGUUCGCUCACCCACCUUCUUCCAGAAGUGCAGAGAUCAGUACUGGUACAUCAGCCAGCUGGAGUCGGCCCAGAGCGGCUACAUCCAGCAGAUCAACAACCUCAAAGAGAGGUUGGCCAUCGAGCUGUUUCGCCGUCAGACGUCGCGCAGCUCCUCACCCCCCGAGAUGAGGCUCGCCACAGGCACCACAGCCUCCGAAAGAGACCCUCGCUCGGUGAAGAGUGACGACGACAUCCAGACCACUUUGACCAACACUAAAAAAGGCGAAGAAGAAGAGAGGACGCAGCACGAUGACUCAAAUGAACUGUCGGACGGUGACUUGGAGGUGGACUGUCUGACCGAAGAGGAGGUGAACCCGCUGGAUGGCAGCAGCACCUCGGGGAGCUCCACGGCCACCAGCAACACAGAGGAGAACGACAUAGAUGAGGAGACCAUGUCAGGAGAGAAUGAUGUAGACUUCAUUGGGAACCUGGAGGCCGAAGAAGGAGAGCUUCCUGAUGACUUGGCGGGAGCAACAGGUGGAUCCAGCUCUGUUUCCUUGUGUGCCUUACAUCGCAGUGCUGCUGCCCCUCGCAGUAGCGCCAGUUGUAGCGGAGCUGCAGCUGGUGGUGCUGUUGGCCAAGGCAGCAACAGUCUCCUGGAUAUCGACCCAGUCAUUCUGAUCCAGCUGCUGGAUCUAAAGGAGCGCAACAGCGUGGAGUCUCUGUGGGGGCUCCAGCCUCGGCCUCCCGUAUCUCUGCUGCACAGCCAUGCUCAUCCUCACUCCAGGAAAGAACGAGAGCGGCGGCCUCAGGUGGUGCGACGAUCGGCUCCAGACUCGGGGGUCCUGAUCCGCCUCAAGGCUCAGAUGGCAGAGGUCCGCAGCAAGAUGUCUGACGUCAAGAGUCAAGUGCUGGAGGCUCGGGGGAUUGGAGAGCCCAGGCCUGGCCUAUCAGGGGGCUUCAGUGUGGAGGAAGCACCGUCUCAUCAUGCUGAUUCAGAGUUGUCAGCUUGUCGUAAGCCCAGUGAGUUGGAGCUGCUGGGGAGGGCAGCUGCAGCUCGGUCCAGGCCCUGCCGCCCCGCCAGGAAAUCUCUGUCUCCCGUCCUGGACAGCAGCAGCAGCUCUCUGGUGGUGAAGAGGAGGAGUCCAGAGGAGAUAGAGAAGGACGUGAGGGGGGGCGAUGUGGCCACAGAGCUCAGCCUGCAUCUUAAAGACGGGCUGGGAGGUGCAGACGGUGGGCUGAAGGCUGACACCGCCCAGGGCCCCCUCGUGUCUCUCGGCAGCUCCUCGUCAGAGCAGCAGGCUUCAACCUCCAAGCAGCAGUAUUCAGUGGAGCAGCAGCUGUACGGGGCCUCGGGGUCCAGGGACGACAUCUUCUCCUUGGGGGGGCCGAGCUACAUGAUUGCCAGCAAGAACUGCGGCAGUAGGACCCUGGGGGCAGCCAUGUUGCAGUGUGAACCUGAAAGCUCAGGAAACUCCCAUCAUUCCCUGCUGGAGGGACCGUCUGCACAGCCACAGUCAAAUGAAGAUCAGUCGCCGUCGGUCCUGGUGGCAGCAACAAGCAGCGACAGUGACUCUGAGGACGAGGCUCUGCAGAGCAACAACUCUCGCUACGACAACCAGACUCCUCCCUGCACAGUAUGUUCAGACGUGGCGCUUGCUGAAAGUGCGUGGCUUUACUGGCUGGACUGAAGGAGGACGGAAGACGUGUAAAGUCAAACUGAAAUCAUCGGCUAGAGCGAAGUUAAUGUUUGAGAUGUGUUCAUCUCUCCAGUCUUCUUAAUCACGUGGUUUUGUUACUGUUGCUUUACAUGUUCAUGUACAUGAUGGAGGCUCUCACCAGUUCUUAACCUUUUUCUCUUAUUUGUGCUUCUUGUGUCAAACGCUGCUUUCUUUUUUUUUGAAUGUUCCCAGAAUGCACUGCAUUAUUCGAUGUGUACAUUCCCCUUGUGUAAUAAAUAAAAUGUUUUACGAACCUGGAAAUGA
Sander lucioperca (pikeperch) is the source of this 3460-nucleotide messenger RNA. It is a transcript of the gene trim37, whose product is annotated as tripartite motif containing 37. Gene Ontology annotation, biological process: protein autoubiquitination; negative regulation of centriole replication. NCBI's taxonomy places the organism in Eukaryota, Metazoa, Chordata, Actinopteri, Perciformes, Percidae. Gene Ontology annotation, molecular function: ubiquitin protein ligase activity; zinc ion binding; tumor necrosis factor receptor binding. The record is from RefSeq and is a predicted model, not a curated record. Gene Ontology annotation, cellular component: peroxisome; aggresome.